GGACUACAUUAUAACAGUGCUUGUGGACAAAAGACUGCGGGAAGAAAUAACAACAUGUCUGAAAGUGUUCCUGUCAGUUCACAAGUCAGAACAAUACAAAUCCCCAAGUCUAUGAAGAAUGCAGCCUUUCUUAAGCACCCAGAUCUGACUAUGGGACAGAAACGGUACUUAUGCAGCAUUGCCCAAAUCUACAGCACCAGCAACAUGAGAGCCAUACUUGACCAUCAGCUGCAGUCACAGAUAAGAUGUGGCUCAAGGAAAGCACAAUUGUACCACAGGACUUCUGGGAAAUUAAAGGAUGGAACAAAGGAUCAUUGUGCAAGGUCACAAAUGAACCAUUGUGAAACCAAAAGUAAAUCAUGCAUUUCUGGAAUAGAAGAUAACAUUUCUGGAAUGGAAGCAAUGUCCAUCAUGGAAGACAAACAGCAGGCCGCUGAUGCAACUGCACUGACCAUUGAAGAAACCACAAGUCAUUGGAUCAAGUCUCUAUCAAUAAAUGACAGCAAACAUGAUCAGUGAAACGGCUGAAUACAGGAUAAA
Molecule: messenger RNA, 540 nt
Organism: Nanorana parkeri
Lineage: Eukaryota; Metazoa; Chordata; Amphibia; Anura; Dicroglossidae
Gene: FAM216A
Product: family with sequence similarity 216 member A
Exons: 5
Coding region: 55-519 (154 amino acids)
Source: RefSeq, a predicted model, not a curated record